This is a messenger RNA of Miniopterus natalensis, 1585 nucleotides long. It is a transcript of the gene ACAA2, whose product is annotated as acetyl-CoA acyltransferase 2. Lineage: Eukaryota; Metazoa; Chordata; Mammalia; Chiroptera; Miniopteridae. Gene Ontology annotation, biological process: fatty acid beta-oxidation. Gene Ontology annotation, molecular function: acetyl-CoA C-acetyltransferase activity. The record is from RefSeq and is a predicted model, not a curated record. Gene Ontology annotation, cellular component: mitochondrion.
GAGUUGACAGCCUCUCCCUGAAUAGCUGAAGGGGAAGCUGCGCCGCCGGUCCCAAGCCGCCGCCAUGGCCCUUCUCCGAGGUGUGUUCAUCGUUGCUGCUAAGCGAACACCCUUUGGAGCUUAUGGAGGUCUUCUGAAAGACUUCACAGCUACAGACUUGACUGAAUUUGCUGCCAGGGCUGCCUUGUCUGCAGGCAAAGUACCACCUGAGACUAUUGACAGUGUUAUUGUAGGCAAUGUCAUGCAGAGUUCUUCAGAUGCUGCGUACUUAGCAAGGCAUGUUGGUUUGCGUGUGGGUGUCCCAAAGGAGACUCCAGCUCUUACUCUUAAUAGGCUCUGUGGCUCUGGUUUCCAGUCCAUUGUGAGUGGAUGUCAGGAAAUUGCUGUAAAAGAUGCUGAAGUUGUCUUGUGUGGAGGAACUGAAAGCAUGAGCCAGGCUCCCUACUGUGCCAGAAACGUGCGUUUUGGAACCAAGUUUGGAGCAGAUCUCAAGCUAGAAGAUACUCUAUGGGCAGGACUAACAGAUCAGCAUGUCCAGCUCCCCAUGGGAAUUACUGCAGAGAAUCUUGCUUCAAAACAUCAAAUAAGCAGAGAAGACUGUGACAAAUACGCCCUGCAGUCACAGCAAAGGUGGAAAGCUGCUAACGAUGCUGGCUACUUUAAUAGUGAGAUGGUGCCAAUUGAGGUGAAGACAAAGAAAGGAAAACAGACAAUGCAGGUAGAUGAGCAUGCUCGGCCCCAGACAACCCUGGAACAGUUAAAUAAACUCCCUCCGGUAUUCAAGAAAGAAGGAACUGUUACUGCAGGAAAUGCAUCGGGUGUAUCCGAUGGUGCUGGAGCUGUUAUCAUAGCCAGUGAAGAUGCUGUUAAAAAACAUAACUUCACACCACUGGCAAGGGUCGUGGGCUACUUUGUGUCUGGAUGUGAUCCCUCUAUCAUGGGUAUUGGUCCUGUCCCUGCUAUCAAUGGGGCACUGAAGAAAACAGGACUGAGUCUUAAGGACAUGGAUUUGGUAGAGGUGAAUGAAGCUUUUGCUCCCCAGUACUUGGCUGUUGAGAAGAGUUUGGGUCUUGACCCAAGUAAAACCAAUGUGAAUGGAGGAGCCAUUGCUUUGGGUCACCCAUUGGGAGGAUCUGGAUCAAGAAUUAUCGCACACCUGGUUCACGAAUUAAGGCGUCGAGGUGGAAAAUACGCUGUUGGAUCGGCUUGCAUUGGAGGUGGCCAAGGCAUCGCAGUCAUCAUUGAGAGAACAGCCUGAGAGCAUGGAGCCUGCCGUGGCCCACUCUUACUUCCCUUGGCCAGGCCACAGUGAACCAGUGACCUUGAGAGCAGCUGCAAAACUGGCCCUGCCCUGCCACUGAAAGUGAUUUUCACCAGGGGAUGGUGAGGCAAAGAUGCAUUUCUCGUGAUUAAGAGCCCAUGCCAGAAUAUGUUCUUUCAAAUUUAUACCAAAUGUGAUGUAUUUCCGAACUAAAAUCCAACUAUGCAAGGCCUUAAAAGGAACUGCAUCCUUGCCAAAUAGUCACCACUUAUGCCUUAGAUAAUACGACAGCAAGGAAAUUGAAUAAAUAUUGCCUUAAACUCA